Molecule: messenger RNA, 4467 nt
Organism: Epinephelus moara (kelp grouper)
Lineage: Eukaryota; Metazoa; Chordata; Actinopteri; Perciformes; Serranidae
Product: nuclear factor 7, brain-like
Exons: 1
Coding region: 190-1617 (475 amino acids)
Molecular function (GO): protein binding; zinc ion binding
Source: RefSeq, a predicted model, not a curated record
UCCGGUGGACAGAGGGUAAGAUUUACCUACAUUACUAAGCUGUGACUUCAACCGAGGGUGGACAGUUACAGGACGGACGAGUGAAGUGGUGAAAUAUUUCAACUACAACCUGCUGCUGAUUGUAAAACGCUCAAAGACUCAAAGUAAAAGUAACUCUCUGCUGUGUUUUUAGUCUCACUCAGACAUAAAAUGGCUUCCAGAUCAGAGGAGGAUCUCUGCUGUCCGAUCUGUCACGAUGUCUUUAGAGAUCCUGUCGUUCUGUCAUGUAGCCACAGCUUCUGUAAAGGCUGUCUGCAGGACUGGUGGAGAGAGAAACCAAUACAUGAGUGUCCAUUUUGUAAGAGAAGAUCUUCAAAGGACUGCCCGCCUGUUAGUCUGGUAUUAAAGAACCUGUGUGAGGCCUUCUUACAGGAGGGAGACCGGAGAGCCUCAGAGGCUCUCUGCAGUCUGCACUCUGAGAAACUCAAACUCUUCUGUCUGGAACAUCAACAGCCAGUGUGUGUCGUCUGCAGGGUUUCAGAAAAACACACCAACCACAGAUUCAAACCCAUCGAUGAAGCUGCACGAGAACACAAGGGGAAACUUCAGAAAACUCUGGAGCCCUUAAAGGAGAAGUUAAAGACUUUUCAGCAAGUUCAAGUGAAGUUUAAUCGAACAGCAUAUCACAUGAAAGUCCAGGCGCAACACACAGAGAGGCAGAUUAAGGAGCAGUUCAAGAAGCUCCACCAGUUUCUAGAAGAGGAAGAGGAGGCCAGGAUGGCUGCACUGAGGGAGGAAGAGGAGCAGAAGAGUCAGAUGAUGAAGGAGAAGAUGGAGGCUCUAACCAGAGAGAUAGCGGCUCUUUCAGACACAGUGAGAGCCACAGAGGAGGAGCUGAGAGCUGAAGACAUCUCAUUCCUACAGAACUACAAGGCUGCAGUGGACAGAGUCCAGCAGCGCCUCCCACUAGAUAAUCCGCAGCUGCUCUCAGGAGCUCUGAUAGACGAGGCCAAACACCUGGGCAACCUGACUUUCAUCAUCUGGAGCAAGAUGAAGGACUUGGUCUCCUACACUCCUGUGAUUCUGGACCCAAACACUACUCAUCGGAAACUCAUCCUGUCUGAGGAACUGACCAGUGUGCAACACGGACAGAGACAGCAGCUUCCUGAUAAUCCAGAAAGACUUGAGGAUUAUGUCACUGUCCUCGGCUCUGAGGGCUUUAACUCAGGGACUCACAGCUGGGAUAUCGAAGUUGGAGACAAUACCUCCUGGUCAGUGGGUGUAUUAGCAGAGUCUUUCCGGAAGAAGCCCCAGAAACAGUCUGGAUCAUGGGAAAUGUGGUUCUACAAAGGUGAAUACUCGGCACGGUCACUACCAGGUCUAUUUACUCCUCUCCGAGUGCAGAGGAAGCUCCAGAGGAUCAGAGUGAAACUGGACUGGAACAGAGGAGAGCUGUUGUUCUCUGAUCCUGAUACUAGCACACACAUACACGACCUAAAACACACUUUCACUGAGAGGCUGUUCCCAUACAUUAGCACAGUGGACAAAGUCCCACUGAAGAUAUUACCACUGAAGGUCUGUGUGACAAAACAACAGGAAACAGAUAUAAGCAGGACAUUAAUGGAAGAAAAAAGUUAAUAAGUACAGCAGAAAAAAAUGAGUCAAAAAUGAAAACUACAAAUAAUUGUCUUGAUGUGAGUAAAGGCCCAGACACACCAAACCAACAUCAAAGAACUAGCAGCGGCCGACUGUUGCACCGCACCGCAAAGACUACAGCCAACGGCCAACUGGCACAUAAGAGGAAAUAACUCUCCAUAGCUGCAGGUGAUAGCAGUUAGUCUGUAUUCAUUAUUAAAAAAGGAAACGGUAAGACCAACAGUACAGGAUGGAUUUAAGAUGCUAGUUAGCCAGUUAGCACAUUAACAAUACAAUCUGAUGUUCAAAGAACAAAGUAUAUUUAUCGUGUGCUAGUGAACAAUAGCGCAAACAAUUGCGAACCGUUUCUGCUAAAGAGCUCAAUGGAUUAAAAAAAUAAUAAAAAAAUAAUAUUACCUGAUAUAACAUAUUUCACGCCCUCUUGACUUUAGCUUUUUGUUUACUUUCCUCACUUCUGUUUCUCUUCUCACGUGUUGAGCUACACUGGCUGUCAGAGUGAUAUCCCUCACUGAAGAGCCCCGCCAUCUCCAACGCCAUUCAACAUGCUGAAUUGCCCCACAAAAAGCAGACAAGGGCCAACUAAUGCCAAAGGUGUGGGACACACCGCAAAAACUUGGCCAGCAGACGCUCACCAACAGCCCAACACUGACCAACGGCAUACGGCUUGAAAUGUCAAGGGCUGGUACAAAGUACCUUAAGUUUGCUCCUUAAGUAUGACACCUAAAGGCUAGUUCACAUUACACGAUUUUCACCCUGAUUUUGCGUCGUGGAGACUAUCGUCAUCUUUUGAGUGUUCAUAGCUGGCGACGUGUGUUUCUGUCAUCGGGAGUCUCGCCAACUGCGUUACAACCUGUGCGUGCACACCACAAGAUUUCUCCAUCGAGCCCUCGUUGACAGAGCCCCAGAUAACGCAGUGACGACACAUCGUAAAAGCAUGGAUAUUCUUUCCAGUGUUAAAUCAGAUCUGCCUCCAGGGCCUGGGUCCAAACACAACGCGCUCCCCGUGAUCCUGUGGACGGCGCCAUUGCUGUUGUUGCUUGCUGGCUUGUCAGUGUUGCCAGAUCUUGGGAGAGAAACAAGCAACCAGGGCUAUGUAAACAAGCCCAAAAGUAGUGACGGAUAUACAGUAUAUAGAGAAAGGCGAUGUUUAGAGAGCAAGCCCAAAUAAGCAACUCCACUUUAGAAACAAGCCCAAAAAACUGCAACCUACUACCAGUAUUUGUAAGCUUUAAACAAAAAAACAAGCCCAAAGUCGUGGCUAAUAGGUGGACCUGGCAACCCUACGACUUGUCCUCCUCACAUUUCUUCCGUCCUCUUGCGUGCUGGAAAAGCCGUUUCCUCAAACUGAGUUUUUCUAAUACUCUGAGCACUUACUUACACCACACUUUCCAGUUUAAUUCCUAUCUAUAUGAUUUUACAGAGCGGUUUGUUCAUAUAUAAUUUAGAACCUGAUUCACGUAACACUUUACUUAUUAAAAUGUGGCAAAAAUUGUAUUUUUUUUGCAUGGCUGUUGACCGUAUUUUCUGAUUUAUGGAAUGACUGUAAAAACCUUUGACUCUAAUAUGUUAACAUUAGGGAUGCUCGAUAAUAAUACCUCAUCUGUAUCGGCCAGUAUCGGCUUUAAAAUGAACAUGCACUGAAAAGCAUUUUAUUUCAUGUCUCCAUCAGCUGGUGGGCCGUCACCAUAGGAGUAUGCAUGCAUAAUACGAUGUUAAUUCCACUACAAGGAGACUUGAUGUUCACUUAACUGGGGGAAAAAGUGGAUACAUCAAUAUCAGUAUUGGUUAUCUGUCAAAUGAGUUGUUAUAUAUCGGCAUAUCGGAUAUCUGCUAAAAAUCCAUUAUCGUGCAUCCCUAGUCAACACAAAUGAAACAAGAAUUUCAAACCAGACUUCAUCCAAUGUUCAGAUUUCUCUUAUAAAAUUUAUGCAAAUAGGCUCAUAUUUAAAAGGAUAACCACUUGCUUGUUUAAACCUACAUUUUCAGAGAUAUUGUUGUUGUUUUGCUAUUGUUGUUACCUGUCAGUUGAUUAAAUUCUUCUAAUUGUUUUAUUGUUUUGUAUGACUGAAAUGAAAUUUCAACAAGUCUGCAUUCAACCUCUAAGACAGUUUCACAACUAACUCGAACUAAACUGCAGUGACUGCAGUACAUGUUUCUUAUGAUCUGGACACAGGCCGUGAGUGGAUCUGUCAUCUGUCAUAUGAGCAUCAUUAAAAAUAUAACAAAUCAGGACAAAAGAAGAAACACAACCUGUUUCACACAGAGAUCUCUAAAAAUUAUUUGGAUUUUAUUUUUUUAUUUUAAAUUCUAAAUAAAUUUUUAAACUAACAAAUAUGAGAUGUUGAGUUUUGGUAACGUAAUCACUUGAAACACAGCAGCAUUCACACUGUUGGUCAAAUCUUUAUUUUUCAAUUUUGUGCGUUUUCCAGACAUGUACUACCUGCAUACUUUGGCUAUAGAAACCAUAUAGAUUAAAAAAAAAAAAGCUCAGUUCUUUAAGUACAUUUAUGCUUUUAUUCAGCUUAUUCUAAAAUGUAUACUUUUUUGAAUAUUAAGUUUUUUCAACAACUUUCCUACAUGAAAUUAAAUGGGAAAAAUCUUGUUUAAUACUCCACUUUGAAGUUCUACAGUUUCUUCAUACUUUCAGCUGCAGAAUUAAUUUAACCUCGAAACAGGUUACAAGAAUUUGAACUAUUAAACAUGUAUACUAAUCAGAAUCAGAAAUACUUAAUUGAUCACUGAGGGGAAAUUAUGAUUAGUUACAGUUGCUCCGAUGUAAAGAAUGUCGAAUUAUAAGAAGUAUGAAUAAGUGUAUGAAAUAAAUUGUCAAUG